Molecule: messenger RNA, 1437 nt
Organism: Dermacentor silvarum
Lineage: Eukaryota; Metazoa; Arthropoda; Arachnida; Ixodida; Ixodidae
Exons: 2
Coding region: 97-1437 (446 amino acids)
Source: RefSeq, a predicted model, not a curated record
GUUUCGCGCGAAUUUUCUUUUCCACUUUCUUCCACUGUCCAAAUAAGAGAAAUCCACGUCAUCAGAUAUACGUGGCACAAGGCUCGAGGAGAGACGAUGACGUUUCCUCCGCGUGCCUCGUGUUCCACUGCCCAUUUAAGGAAGAGACAAUCUGGCCAGCGACCGUUCGCGACGUCAUCACUGUGCCUGCCAGAAGUCUCCGCAAGGACACGUAGAUUUCGAACGAGCGCCCACCAAAGAACCAUCAGAAUCGGCGGCCCCUUCACCUUGGUGCUGCCUCCGAGGAGAAGGUCAACGAAUUCCGACGAUUCCGCCCGCCUCUACCUGGAUUUUCAUAGGCUGGCCAAGCAACACCAGCGACAGUCAAUGCCAGGUCAACGGAUAAGCGAGCGUCGACGGCGACGUGUCCCUGGGCCAGCCGUUUCCACUGGCCUUGCCGCUCUGCCAACAUCGACUGGGCGUCUACCGAGGCAAGCCACCACGUUGCCAUUUGCCUGCCGAGUCAUCAUAUCCCCAGUUCGCUUCAGGGGUUCACUCGCUUCUUCCGACCUCCGCCACUACAUCACCCCGAGCCGUAGCCAACCUCACACGUUUGCUGAUAGCCACGCUUCUGACAAUCACUACGCAGUGGGACAUCAUUUGCGCCGGCUUCGCGGCAAGCAUCGACGUCGCGACGCUCCAUCUCCGUUACUUGAACGCAACGUCGUGCCAACGCCGGGGUUCAGCUGCCGCUGUGACUCCGCUGGCGCCGAAGCCAAGAAGUUUGUGCCUCCUGAGUUCGCGCAGACCGCAACAAAAACGCGCCCUUUGCGACGCGUGAUGCAAAGCUCGCAGGUUGUCACCAGAACUGGCCGGCAUCCGCCUCAGGACCACACAGACAGUUUCCGACGCCGGAGCACUCCCAGCGUCUUUUCCUGCUGUGGGAACAUCAAACGAGACGCAAAGCCGCCCUCACGCAGGUUUGCUCAUGCUGCCGCCCAUCACGCAGCCACGCAGGCGGCUUCAAGGCGAGGACGACGUUGCGGACUCCGGCUGAAGCGCCGCCCUGUUGGCAGCCGCCUUGCAGCCCAUCGUGUCCGCCUCCUACGUUCAGGUGCAGGAGAGCACCUUUCGGGACAACCAGCGGCAAUGGUGAUGAAUCUGCUUUCUGGUAUGCCGCCUGGUACUGGUAAAGAAGGAACAGGGUGGCGCGCUCUCCCGCGGGGCGUCAACAUCCAAGGCGAGAUGACCACAGGUGGAAAAUCCAGCCUGCUGGACUCUCCAUCCAACGCCACUCGCGGUGCUGCAGACGGGGUUGGUCCCCGCGCACUUGCUACCCGUGACCAGUUGGCCACCUUGGCGACCAGUCAUCGGGGAGAAGCAGGCUCGGCGUGCCGCCGAAAGACUUGCUCCAUGCGGGCAAAACCGGGCGGAAAAGCCAGAACCGCAGGGCCGUAA